UGACUUUGUGUGUGCGUGAGCCGGAAUUGUUUAUGUUCCAUCAUGACUCUGAGAAAUAGGAAAUUCUCACUGGACAGCUCUGGUAUCGUGGAAGGAGGUGAUAUUUUUGGCACGAGAAGAAGCAGUUUUAUAUCUAGUACAAAGAAAAAUAAACAGAACACGAUGCUGGACGCAGUACAACUGGAGGGCCAACUAAAUCACAGCCUUGACUCCAACAUGGCCCUGAGAGAGCAGACCAUAGCAGAGGAGAAUCUUCAGCGCUCAGAUGAUCACUACUUCAAGCACAAUAAAAGCUUCAACAAGCUGUUUCCAGAGAUUCCUGUGUGGGACAGCCUGGCACACGCUUUCACGUGUUCCCUGCAGAAGGAAGUGCUGUAUCACGGAAAACUCUUUGUUUCUCAGAACCAUGUGUGUUUCCACUCAUCUGUGCUGCUCAAAGACACCAAGGUGGUGAUUCCUGUUUCCAGCAUAAAGGAUGUGAAGAAACAUGGCUCAGCCCUGUCUAUGCUUUCUAUACAGACUGCUGAAGAGAAGUACUCGUUUGUGUCUUUGAGAAACCGUGAGAAGUGGGUUUAA
Molecule: messenger RNA, 576 nt
Organism: Pundamilia nyererei
Lineage: Eukaryota; Metazoa; Chordata; Actinopteri; Cichliformes; Cichlidae
Product: GRAM domain-containing protein 3-like
Exons: 8
Coding region: 43-576 (177 amino acids)
Source: RefSeq, a predicted model, not a curated record